AUGACUAAUUGGGUGAUGGUGAUGGUUCGAUUGACUGAUUGGGUGAUGGUGAUGAGGUGGUAUUCAGCCGGACACUGUGUUCAAAAUAGCAUCCUCGCUAUUUUGCGAACCAAGUUUGGGCUUGCUAUAUUAAACAAGCGAGUCCAACGUUUUAAGGACUAUUUAACCCAGUCCAGUCCAAGAGCCUUAGUGAGGCAUGCCAAACAUGGCCUUAAUGUUAAAAUCAAAUUAAAGGAGGAUACGACGUCGUUAGGCUCGGGGGUUGGUGAAAGUUUUUGCCGUGGGAAAACUGAAGAGGAACUCCGCCAUCUCUUUCUUGGUUCUGCGUUCCCCCGCGAAUUUGGAAAAAGCGCCAUCUCUGCCCGUCUCUGUCGCUUCCUUCCUUCCUCGCUUCAAUCUUCACAAGGCGUUGAUCCCUCCAAAGCUUUUAGAUCAAGAUCACUCUCAAAUCCCCCACAAACCCAUCUGAUAUCCAUAAUGGUUGCGAAUGCUUUCCGCCAUCCUGUUGGGGUAAUUCAGCUCCAUGGUUCUGUUGGUGACACCGGUUCUAUGAGCAAAUGUAGGCAGAUGUCUUUCAGAUUUAUCUCCAAAAAUUUUGCGGUUGAUGUGGGUUUGCUUAGAAAAGGACAAUGUGGUUCUAGACAGUGUAAACUGCAAGUAAUUCAUGCAUCUUCUUCUCAAACUUCAACAACUGAUCCAAUUUUAUCUACCUCGAAAGCUGAAAGUGCUUUAAUACUAAUUCGUCAUGGUGAAUCUUUGUGGAAUGAGAAGAACUUGUUCACCGGUUGUGUUGAUGUGCCUUUAACCAAGAGAGGUGUAGAUGAGGCAAUAGAAGCCGGUAAGAGAAUUAGCAACAUCCCUAUAGAUAUGAUUUUCACAUCUUCGCUGAUUCGUGCACAGAUGACAGCUAUGCUUGCCAUGACCCAACACCGCCGAAAGAAGGUACCAAUCAUUACGCAUAACGAGAGUAGACAGGCGAAAACAUGGAGUCAAAUUUACAGUGGAGAUACUAAGAAGCAAUCGAUUCCAGUUGUAACUGCUUGGCAAUUGAACGAAAGAAUGUAUGGUGAAUUACAGGGUCUUAAUAAGCUAGAGACAGCUGAAAGAUAUGGAAAGGAGCAAGUGCAUGAGUGGCGUCGGAGUUAUGAUAUUCCUCCCCCAAGCGGCGAGAGCUUGGAAAUGUGUUCACAAAGAGCUGUAGCCUACUUUAAAGAACACAUUGAACCAAAACUACAAUCUGGAAAGAACGUGCUGGUUGCUGCCCAUGGGAAUUCGUUAAGGUCUAUAAUCAUGUAUCUUGAGAGAUUAACUUCACAGGAGGUUAUUAGCUUAGAGUUAUCAACCGGUGUACCACUGCUUUAUAUUCAUAAGGAGGAAAAGUUUAUGAGGAGGGGAAGUCCAGUUGGACCUACAGAACCUGGUGUUUAUGCUUAUACUAAGUCUCAUCUGAGAGAGACCAUUAGAGAAUCACGUGGAAUGAAAGAAGUCGAUGCUGUAGUCUAUGUCCAUCUGCUCCUCCCAGAGGUGGCAGCGUAUAAUAGCUCAUGGCACUUGCCCCGAGCUGGCUCAUCAGCCUGGGUGAGCUUAACUCCAUUGAACUUAGAGUGGGACCAGUUUCCUGGUCAUGCCAAGACUGAUGACAUUAGCUCGAGGAUAAAUAGUGCACUUAUAUUAUGUUCUGUUUCACCAGUUUUCUAG
Molecule: messenger RNA, 1698 nt
Organism: Prunus armeniaca (apricot)
Lineage: Eukaryota; Viridiplantae; Streptophyta; Magnoliopsida; Rosales; Rosaceae
Source: the annotation of a GenBank genome assembly